Messenger RNA from Umbelopsis ramanniana AG, 2112 nucleotides. RefSeq lists its product as uncharacterized. Gene Ontology annotation, molecular function: translation initiation factor activity; RNA 7-methylguanosine cap binding. The record is from RefSeq and is a predicted model, not a curated record. Lineage: Eukaryota; Fungi; Mucoromycota; Umbelopsidomycetes; Umbelopsidales; Umbelopsidaceae. Bases 11 to 1765 code for a protein of 584 amino acids. Gene Ontology annotation, cellular component: eukaryotic translation initiation factor 4F complex. Gene Ontology annotation, biological process: translational initiation. The transcript has a single exon.
UUAAGGCAUAAUGUACAGUAAUCAGCCUGGACGAGGUCGACCACCAAGGAAAUUUCCUCAAUCGCAUAGGUCCCACUCUACCGGUGGACGCUCCAUGGGACCUUCGCGCCUAUAUACUCAGCAUUUCCAACGGCGGAGAUUCUCCGUCUCUUCCGACACUCCUGAUAUGUGUCUAGCGAAGUGGGAGAGCGAACAAAAUGUCUUUUCUGAUUAUGCUGUUCGAGAAAAUCUAACUUUGAAUCUCCCACGUCAUGGCCUACAUAACUUAUUAAACUGGACUAAUGCUACUGGUCACCGUCGGAGAAAGUCUAUGCUAUCGGAUAUGUUACCCAAGGACACUCAACUGCAAACGAGGUCCAAGCUUCCGUUAGCUUUUCCAUCUCCGGCAUACGCCAGGCGAAAAUCAAGAAGCGACCAUGAGCAUGCGGUGCCGAAGACUAACUCGGUAGUUAAUAACACUGACGCUUCGUCGUCCUCUAACCAUAACCAGGAACUACAUUGGAUUGAACAGUGGACUCCACCACCAUUAUCCCCAACCGAUGAACAGGUCAAAUAUGGUCAUAGUCUGUAUACUAGCGAAGAAACUUCAGAAAAUGACAGUUAUAGCGAUGCAUCGCAAGUGGCGGGAGCCGCUUUGAAUGGUUUCACGCCUACCCCAAAGAACGAUAAUAUAACCGAGGCUAUUGAUGACGAUAAUAUAGGAACGCAGGGAAACACGGUUAUCACGCUGGUUGAACUGAGUGGCUUGAAGAAAUCACCGCCUGUAUCCGCUUCACCCCAUAAUGGUUCUCCAACACUAGCUUCAAGUAGCGGCAAGGCGGAAUCGACCGUAGAUGCAGAGCAGGUCAGCGACCUGUUGAGUACGAAAGCGCCACCCGACGCUUCAAGUGAAAACGAUGAAAUUCAGCAUCAACCGGAAAAUGAGAGCCUUAUCUUGGAUGCUCUCCAAUCUCCCGCCGAUGCCCCCGCAGACAAUGGGCCAGUUAAACCUACGUUAGGGUCGAAUGACGUAGAGAUGAAAGAAGCGACAGUUCCCGUGGCUGGCACCGAUGUAAACCGUGACAUACAGGAACAGAAUCCUACGACCAUGGAGGAAGCUUCAUCAUCGCCUCCUACCGAUCACGGUAUUGCACAUGAAGUCGAAAAUCCUGUUGAAGUACAAGAUGAAAUGGAUUUUCCGCACACUCCACUCAAUUCUAUAAAGGAAGAAGAAGUUGUUCCUGAAGUUCCCAUCUGGGCAGACGGUGAAAAGAUGAAAGAGCACCCUACGGAAUUUCAAAAGGCAGUGGCCUACUUAAAAGAGAAUGGAAUUCCGUUUGACUCAUCGCUGCCCCUACUUCAUAAUGUGAUUCUUUACUUUAGCGACACCUCAACCGCCAAAGCGAAGAGUGCCAAUUCCUACUCAUCGACUAUACGGCCCAUGUUCAUGUGUGAAACAGUAUGGCAAUUCAGUUCAAGGUGGCGGAAAUUUAAGGAUCGAUUUUCAGCACCAUCGCAAAUGAUGCCGAACCAGAACCUCUAUUUCUUCAGGCAAGGUGUAGAGCCAAUGUGGGAAGAUCCUAUUAACGCCAAGGGAGGACGCAUGACCCUCUCACCAACCAAGAUGGCUCUGGAUGAGAUAUGGGAAGUCGUACUCGCUGCAUUUGUCGGCGGCACAUGUCAUAAUAGCGUGGUUGGCGUUGUUAUGAGCAGACGAGGUCGUGGAGAUCGCAUUGAAAUAUGGAUGGAUGAGCAGGGACGAGAAGCCUCAGAUGAAGUGAAGUAAGUUGAAUUUAUUUACGUGCGUGCACAGCGAUAAUUGUCGUCUGACGUCAACUUCACUCAUGCUACAGAUCGCUGUUAUCGCGCUAUCUCCCACCCUUGAUACAAGAUGUUGUACAGCUGGCAAAGUACAAAAAGCAUUUCGAUCGUUGAUUACAACACGUUUUAUUCCGGCAUACCACUGCAUUUGUAAUUUUUUAUCACAAGUCUUGUCUAGCCCUCCUCUUUUCAUUGUACAUACCGAGUUUUCGUGUACAUAUUUGGUUUGUUCUCUUUUUUUUUCUUUCAAAUGAAAUUGGUCUUUUUUCAACCACCUUGGCUUUAUGAUGUUGUUGAUGAUAUCUAUGCCAA